This is a messenger RNA of Neohortaea acidophila, 1152 nucleotides long. RefSeq names its product mitochondrial carrier domain-containing protein. Gene Ontology annotation, biological process: mitochondrial phosphate ion transmembrane transport. Gene Ontology annotation, cellular component: mitochondrial inner membrane. The record is from RefSeq and is a predicted model, not a curated record. Gene Ontology annotation, molecular function: phosphate transmembrane transporter activity. Bases 1 to 1152 code for a protein of 383 amino acids. NCBI's taxonomy places the organism in Eukaryota, Fungi, Ascomycota, Dothideomycetes, Mycosphaerellales, Teratosphaeriaceae. The transcript is spliced from 4 exons.
AUGUCUCUCUUCCCCACCGCCGGCGCCCUGAGCGCCACCUUCGGCCAAGCAUACCCCUACACCGUCAACCGCCCCGCCAAACGCUCUCCCUACCAGGCGCGCUCCGAGCUGUACAGCGCGUGGGAUGUCGCGGAAGAUGCCAAGAACAAGGCCGGCCAGUUGAGCGAUGCCGCCACCAAAGAGAUCCAGAAGGCUUCCAACAUUGCCCAGGCCAAGGCCGGCCAUAUUGAGCUGUACAGCGGGAAGUACUAUGCUGCGUGUACCUUUGGAGGCAUGAUGGCUUGCGGCCUGACCCACUGGGCCGUCACGCCGCUCGACCUCGUCAAGUGCCGUCGCCAAGUCGACAGCAAGCUGUACAAGGGCAACUUCCAGGCCUGGAACAAGAUCUGGACGUCCGAGGGCGCGAGCGCCAUCUACACCGGCGGCUCGCCCACCUUCUUCGGCUACUCCGUCCAGGGUGCACUGAAGUACGGCGGGUACGAAUUCUUCAAGAAGUUCUACUCCGACCAGGUCGGCGAGGAGAACGCCAAGCGAUACAAGACUUGGGUCUAUCUUGCUGGUUCCGCGUCUGCUGAGUUCUUCGCCGAUAUUGGUCUCUGUCCCUUUGAAGCCGUCAAGGUCCGCAACCAGACUACCAUGCCUGCACCGUACAAGGGAGCAUUCGAUGGUAUCAGCAAGAUUAUCGCCGCCGAAGGUUUCGCUGGUCUCUACAAAGGCAUCAACCCCCUCUGGGGCCGUCAAAUCCCCUACACCAUGAUGAAAUUCGCCUCCUUCGAGACCAUUGUCGAAAUGAUCUACAACUACCUGCCCGGCACCAAGAACGACUACGGCAAGGGCGCGCAGACCGCCGUCGCCUUCUCUGGUGGGUACGUCGCCGGUAUCCUCUGCGCCAUCGUCUCCCAUCCCGCCGACGUCAUGGUCAGCAAGCUCAAUGCCAACCGUCAAGCCGGUGAAUCCUUUGGUGCCGCCACGUCGAGAAUCUACAAGGAUAUUGGCUUUGGUGGAUUGUGGAACGGUUUGCCCGUGCGUAUCGUGAUGAUCGGAACCCUCACCGGCCUCCAAUGGAUGAUCUACGACUCCUUCAAGAUCUUCAUGGGCCUGCCGACCACCGGUGGUCCGUCGCCGCAAGAAGACAAGAAGCAGGCGGCUUAA